Pelagomonas calceolata is the source of this 1610-nucleotide messenger RNA. Lineage: Eukaryota; Pelagophyceae; Pelagomonadales; Pelagomonadaceae. The record is from the annotation of a GenBank genome assembly.
GUCGCGCAAUCAGGCAGCGCGUGCUACCUGCCGCCGCGUUUGCAAAGCUAUCGAUUAAAACCGCUACGCAAACGCGACGCAUUCGCCUGGAACUCGGCAACCGCACGAGCAUCACUUGUGGCUGCCUCCGCCAAUAGCCCACUCACUGCUCCGGCGGCGACAGGGCGACAGGGCAAGCGCUGCACGGUGUACGCGCGGUCUAUACUCCCGCGGGCGCACGCGAACAGCUGGCUGAGGCACGAGCAUAAAGCGGUCAAAAAUGGACCCGCCCGCCGUCGUCAUCGAUGCAGGCACCUACGAAGUGCGAGCGGGAUUGGCAGGAGACGACGCGCCGCGGUACAGGGCCCCGAACUGCACCGCGCGGCCCAAGCAGCAGCUCCAGGUGCUUGUGGCGGACGAGAUUUACACAAUCAAGAACCACGCUCAAUUAGAGUUUUCAAGACCCUUGGAGCGGGGCGUGCUGGUGCACGCGGGCGCCCAGCGAGACGUCUUCGAACGGUGCUUCUCGAAGGUGCAAUGUACACCUCGAGACUCCCGAAUAGUGGUCACGGAGUGCGCCGUGAACCCUCCGUCCGCGAGAAAGGCCUGCGACGAGAUUUUGUUCGAGGACUUUGGGUUUCUGGGGCGGAUGCGUUUGCCAUCAGCGGUCUGUGCCGCGGCCAAGUCCAAGGAAAUUUUGGAAGACAGAGAAAGGCACCUCGCGACGCAGCACGGCGGCAAGCCUGCCGAGAAGCGUUUACCCUAUAACCACGACUGCGUGCUCAUCUGCGACAUGGGCCACAGCGCGUCGACGGCCACACCAGUUUUGUCUGGCGGCGCGCACGACUACGCGGUGCGGCGAUCCGACGUGGGAGGGCAAUUAGUGACGGGCUACCUACGCGACUUGAUUUCCUACCGCCAGAUGGAGGUGUUUGACGAAACGGCCACCAUCGACAAGCUCAAACGAGAUUUAUGUUACGUGGCCCAGGACUUCGAUAGUGAACUAGCAAAGUGCGACGGCACGACGAAGGAGCACGGCACGGCGUCGGACGUCUACGCGGAGUUCGUGCUCCCGGACUAUCAUACCAUAGACGCGGGCUACGCGCGCCUGGAUACGCGGCAUCCCGCAUAUAACCCUGAAGAAAGACGACGUAGGACGCGGCCCGAUACAUCUCCGCAAUUUCUGAGGGUGGAGUCGGAACGGUUCUGCGGGCCGGAGUUGCAUUUCUCCCCGCAGGACAUCGGUCUAAAGCAGUGCGGCUUAACUGAACUCGUCGCGGAUUCCAUCCUCAAGUGUCCGCACGCGAUGCGGCCAAAUCUAUCGGCCCAAGUCAUGCUUGUGGGCGGCGGCGCGCGCUGUCCCGGGUUGCGGGAGCGGCUGCAGCGCGAGCUCCGGCCGUUGAUGUUGGAACCGUACGACGUCGAGGUCGUCGCGCCGCGCGAGCCCGAGCUGACGGUCUUCCAGGGCGCGGCGAUGCUCGCGCGGGACAACGAGGGUCAGUACCUGUCGAAGCUUGACUGGGAGGAGUACGGCGCGGACCGGUGCCUCGUUGGCUUUGGCCGGCCCGAGAACGGGUCCUCAUACGACGCGAUGGACGUCGGCUGAGCUUUCUAACCUUAUCUUAAUGUUA